Molecule: messenger RNA, 210 nt
Organism: Pseudogymnoascus verrucosus
Lineage: Eukaryota; Fungi; Ascomycota; Leotiomycetes; Thelebolales; Thelebolaceae
Exons: 2
Coding region: 1-210 (69 amino acids)
Source: RefSeq, a predicted model, not a curated record
AUGGCCUACGAAUUCCUUCUUCCGGCGUUAACGCCAAGCGCACAGAAGGUUGUCCGGACACAGCCGGAAGUCGUCACAACCAUGAUUCUCGUCCUGGUCGGUCUGAUUAUCUUGGGCGUGGGCGCCUGGUAUAUCGGCUUCGCAGUUCGGAAACCAGAACAAAAGAAACCAGCAGCGGCACCACCUGGAAAGGCACCGCCCAAAAAAUAG